AUGGCUAAACCCUUUAUUGUAGAUGGUACAGAUUGUACUUGGCAUUCUCCAAAUAAGAGAUCAGACUAUUAUUAUAUGACACUUAGAAUGUUAUCUAGGUCAGGUAAAAUAAUGAAUGCACUCAGUUCCACUCAUGGUUCCUUCCGUCGGGACACUGUAGGAAUAAGAAAAUCAUUGAACUUCGACUCGAGUCCAAGUCCAAAAGAGAACAGCAGUAAUGAUGAUAAUUCUACUAGUUCAAUCAACACUAAUACAUCAUCAUCUAUAUUAAAUUUAAGUUCAGUUGAAUCUAUUGACAGUAACGCCCCAAUGACAUCCGUGGAGUCCAUCGAUGAAAAUCAGAAUCAAACGCCUCAACAAAAUCGGAAAUCGAGCUAUAGAAUUGAUAUAAAAAAUAAUACAUGCAUACAAUCAAGAACAUUACAUUUAAUGUCAUUGGUCAAGGAACAAUGGGAAGCAACGAACAAAAAUACUAAUUGUGGAUCUUUACGUCCCUCUUGCUCAUUCAAUCUAUUUACUGGAUCAAAAGGACCCCAUCAUAUUGUAACUGCGAGUACACCCAGGAAUCUAUCUCAGGAAUUUAAUCAAGCACUAGACGAUAGGCCACAUACACCUGAAAAUAUAAUAAAUGUAAUUCCAGAAAGUAUAAGCUCUAUUAAGAAGAGUCACAAGAAGGAAAAAUUAUAUUCUCAUGAGGUACAAUCGUCUACUCAGCAGAUGGAUACUUCUGUAAAAACCAGUAAUUUACAUUCAAGAACAACUAUGGAAUCACCGGAAAUAGAUAUGAUUGCUACAAGUAGUUGCUAUGUCGCUUCGAAAAAUGAAUCUCAGAAGAAAAAUAGAAGUACUAAGAGAACACUUAUUUAUGAUGAUGAACGUUGCACUGAAUCAGAUUUUAAUCAUAGUGUACAGCAGAAAACCACAUCGACAAGAAAUGCUUUGUUGGAAAGUGGAUUGGAUCAUAUAGAAAGUGAUAUGCUACAGCAAGGUAUUAAUUCCAUCGAUGGGGAUUGUGAAGAAGAUAAUGUUUGCAAUGAAGAAGUAAGUCAGUCGUUGCAAAACGAAUCGUCAGGUAUUUGUAAUAUUAAUGUGAUCAGUGAGAAUAGAAUGGUAUCUCCAGAAUCUAGUUCAAGUAUUUCUCAAAAUGCUAAUCGUGUAGUUACACCUGAAAACAACUUAAAUAUAUUAAAGCAAGUAUUGACAGAAUCGAUUAAGAAAUCGCACAAAAAGAUAAAACAUGAAAAUAGGAAAAUGUUAUUUAAAACCCCCAGUAAGGAUCUCUAUAAAAAAAUAGGAUUAACAAAAUCUGAUAUAUCACUCGAAGGUGUUUAUAAUAUUGAUGAAAAUAUUGAAAGUCAGGCAUCUGAUGCAAUUCAUACCUCAGGUCCACAGAAUUCCGAAUUUGAUCGACCGAGCACACCCGAAAAUGUAAAUUCAAGUAGACUUUUGUUGCUUGAUUUUAAUUCAGUUAAAAAAUCACAUAAGAAAGACAAAUGUAGCAAAAAAGCUUCUAGUUUUGUUGAAUGCCAUGAUUACAAAUAUUACAAGAAAAACAGUGAUUCAUUACAAAGUAAAUAUGAAGAAAAAAUUUAUACAACCUUACAUAAGACUAAACCUCUUGAAUUAGAAGAAUCUCCUGGCGUACCACCUAAAAAGAAAUUAGUAAAUACAUUUUUGCAAAGUAGUACACCCAAAUUACCAAGUGACUCGAAGUCUUCAGAAUGUAAAGAUAUAAACGACGAAUUUCAGAUUUUUACUCCCAUUAAAAAACGGCGAAUUCCGAUCGAUGUUAUAAAUUAUGUUUGUGCGGUCGAUUAUGGUUAUGCGUCACAAGAAGCAGAUGAACCUGUACAAACAACAGCGAAGGAAAUUGAUUGUUCCAGAUGCGUGACGCCAGUAGCAUGUUUUAAAUUGAAAGAACAUGAAGAUCUUGCAUCGGGACGCGAUAACGCUAAAAGAUCUGAGACUGAUAAAAGCGUUUUGAAAGUAGCAGAUACUGCAAAUCUAAAAGACAAGAAUGGUAGAUCAACUCCGACAAAUAUGUCGACGACGGAGUUAUUUUGCAAUGUAGACUCGAUUAAAAAAUCACAUAAGAAAGACAAGCAUAACCGUAGCAACAGGCUAAUUUUAAAGAAAAAACAACUGUGUAUCGAAAAGAGUGAGCAUGUUAAUUUUGAAAAUAAUGAUAAGAUGUUGGAAAAACCUACUAGUUGGUCUUUAAAGUAUCAUUUCGACAAAAAUUGUACCGAAAAAGAGAUGCGUGAAAAGGAGAAGAACAAAAGUUAUGAAGAGAUUGCUUAUGAUGAUCCCGAUAAUCCUCAACCAUCUACAAGUCGAGGAGCAGUUAAUAUGAAAGAUGUAAAAAAUAUCACAAAAUCCAAGUUUCUGGAUACAACGCCUCCAAAUAGCUUAAGCGCAAUAAAUUUAAUGAAAUUAGUGCAAACGACGUCUAUUAAAAAGUCUCAUAAAAAGGUACGUGACAUUAAUGCACAAACUAAGUAUAUUUUGAUGAACCAGGAACAUGAAUUAUCUGACGAUGGAUCGAUAUUCGACGAAGAGGAAAGAUUGAAUUUUCAAAAUGACAGUAUCACCCAAGAUGAUAUGUAAUAGAUAGAUUAAAAUAAAAGUCUAGAUGUUUUCGCGAUGAGAAAACAAACAUAGUGCACAAGAUGCCUUAGUAACAGAUGUAAUAUUUAACAAUGACUUUUCCUGAUGGAGAGACAAU
Molecule: messenger RNA, 2725 nt
Organism: Cyphomyrmex costatus
Lineage: Eukaryota; Metazoa; Arthropoda; Insecta; Hymenoptera; Formicidae
Exons: 2
Coding region: 1-2607 (868 amino acids)
Source: RefSeq, a predicted model, not a curated record